Molecule: messenger RNA, 1793 nt
Organism: Aquila chrysaetos chrysaetos
Lineage: Eukaryota; Metazoa; Chordata; Aves; Accipitriformes; Accipitridae
Gene: CALHM1
Product: calcium homeostasis modulator 1
Exons: 2
Coding region: 62-1078 (338 amino acids)
Molecular function (GO): monoatomic cation channel activity
Source: RefSeq, a predicted model, not a curated record
AUGCAGUAAACCAAGGCCACAUCUUGGACCCCAGUGAGGGGAGCAAUCACAUCAAGGGAAGAUGGACAAGUUUCGGAUGAUCUUCCAGUUUCUCCAGUCCAACCAGGAGUCCUUCAUGAACGGCAUCUGUGGGAUCAUGGCCCUCGCCAGCGCCCAGAUGUACUCUGCCUUUGAUUUCAACUGCCCCUGCCUGCCACGCUACAACCUGGCCUACGGGCUGGGCAUCCUCCUGGUGCCCCCCUUCAUCUUAUUGCUGCUGGGCUUCGUGCUGAACAACAACGUCUCCGUGCUGGCAGAGGAGUGGAGGCGGCCCCGGGGCCAGCGAGGGAAGGACCCGGCUGUCCUGCGCUACAUGUUCUGCUCCAUGGCACAGCGGGCCAUGAUCGCCCCAGCGGUCUGGGUCUCAGUGACGCUGCUGGAUGGCAAGUGCAUCACCUGCGCCUUCUGCACCUCGGUGCCCGUGGAGACCCUGGGCAAUGCCAGCCACCCCGGCCUCUCCCAAGGGGAGAUGAAGCGGGUCCUCGCCCGCAUCCCCUGCAAGGAGAUCUAUGAUGGACAGGAGCUCAUCGCCAAUGAAGUGGCCAUCAGGUACCUGCGCUGCAUCUCACAGGCUCUGGGCUGGUGCUUUGUGCUGCUGAUGACCAUGCUGGCUUUCUUGGUCAGAUCCCUCCGGCCCUGCUUCACCCAAGCCGCCUUCCUGAAGAGCAGGUACUGGUCCCACUACAUCGACAUCGAGCGCAAGCUGUUUGACGAGACGUGUGCGGAACACGCCAGGAGCUUUGCCAAGGUCUGCAUCCAGCAGUUCUUCGAGGGCAUGAGCACGGACCUGGCAGCUGCUCGUUGCCACCCACCCAGGAAAGCCCCUGCAGAUGCGGGGGAAGCCACGGAGAAGCUCCUGGGCAUCAUUGACCAGGGCACCAUGAACACAGCCCUGAAGAGCUGGCACAGAUGCAAGCCCCCGCUGCACCUCCACCCGCCUGCCCUCCCCAGCGGCAAUGGCUGGGCAGGGGAAGAGCAGCCACCCGUGCACCCCCCUGUGCCCCGAAGAGAGAUGGCUGCCUACUACAGUGGGGUGUGAGGGGGCGCAGGGCUAUGCAGAAGCAGAACCGCACUUUUGGGAGAGGGGCUGCAGGGAGGGAGGACAGGUGGGCAUCCGAGCCGGGCAGAGGCGAGGGCCAGUGCCACGGGGGGCUGCAGGGGGACGGGCACCCAAAGGGUUCAGCGGUGCUGGUGUGAUCCCAUCUGCUCUCACAUCCAAUCCUAUAGCGUCGGUAAUUCAGGCAAGGAGUUUUGUGCUGAGUGGGACAGCUACUCAAGGUUGUGAUGGAUAAGCCCCGGGGAUGCUGAAGGGCACGAUGUGGCAGCCGGACAGACAUGCCAUGCGUCUCACACCACCAAGCACCACAUUUGUGUUGUGACGGUUGCCAAGGCACACGCUACCAGAUGUGCAAAACUUCCUUUCUUUUAUCACGUGCUCAGCAGUGGCAGCGCAUGUGGGUUUAGGCAGUAUUAGGAAUCCUCUGGUGGAGAAACAAACUAGGGUUGCCCCUUUCGCAUGCCAAGCUGUGAAACCCCAAGAUUCUCCCCAUUGCCCCUCCACACACUACAUCCCCACAGACACACAUGGCUUCCAGGCCAAGAAAAGCUUUAAAAUAAAUUUGACCCAAGCAAUGAGCUAGUGAAGGGACAUCCCGUAUUGCAUUGCGCGUGACGGGAAUGGCGUGGUUGGUGUCACAGGUACUAUUCAACAAGGAGCCCACAGAGAUGCUCCUUGAAGGGAGUGUCUAGACAAG